AUGAAAGAAUGUGCGGAUAGGUGCAGCCAUGCCAAAAACACAGACCUAAGUGUUGGUGACAAAGUAUUGCUAAAACAACCCAAGCAGAACAAGAUGUCCACACCAUUUAAACCUGAGCCACUUGAGAUAAAAGACAAGAAAGGAAGCAUGAUUACGGCCCAAAACGCAGAACGCACUGUAACCAGAAAUGCGUCAUUCUUCAAAAAGCUGCCUUCCAGCGUACCAGUACAACUCACUCCAAGUGACAAGGAAGAAAAAUUUACACCCAGCAUUGAGACAGCUGAAGCAGCUAAUGUGAGUGAA
Molecule: messenger RNA, 303 nt
Organism: Pocillopora meandrina
Lineage: Eukaryota; Metazoa; Cnidaria; Anthozoa; Scleractinia; Pocilloporidae
Source: the annotation of a GenBank genome assembly